Molecule: messenger RNA, 543 nt
Organism: Bursaphelenchus okinawaensis
Lineage: Eukaryota; Metazoa; Nematoda; Chromadorea; Rhabditida; Aphelenchoididae
Source: the annotation of a GenBank genome assembly
AUGAAGUUCUCAUCAGCUGUUGCCCAUAAACACUUUGGUAAUCUUGGAAAGGUAAGCUUUAUUGUCUAGAAUUAUAAAUGGUUUAGGUAGAGAUAGUAACUAAAUAAAUUUUCAGCUUUACGGUCAGUACAAAUGGUCUUUGGCACCAAAUGAGCAACCUCCCAUGAAAGGAUGGUUCAAGGCUGCUUUUGUUAAUGUAAGUUGACAGUUUUAUGAGUUUUGGACUAAUACAAUAGUUAAUUUUGGUACAAAUGAAUUUGAGUUUAAUAUUUCUAUCAAACGCAUAUUGUUAAUGAUUUUUUAAAAUCGUAUUUUAAGUUCUUUUACCUAUUUAUAGGUAACAUAUCUUUAUUAAAGCAAAAUCUUUUCAAAGCUUAAUUUUUUAAAUUUUUCAUAUUUUAGGUGUUCCAAGAGUACGUCGUCCGUCAUUGGUACUUUGUUGUUCCACCAUUCACCGUGGCCUACUUGACCUAUGACUGGGGCAAAAGGGAGAAUGAGAAAUUCAACCGCAAAAACCCCGCUGAUUACGCCAACGAUGUUUAA